AAUGGUUGUCUUUUUUUCGGCGAAUAGCAGGCCUGAAGGGCGUUAUCGACUGACUCGCCUGACUGGCUGACAGUUUGUUCACUGAAGUUAAGAAAUCGAAUCCUCCCGAAGUACUACUAUUGGCCAUUUAAAAGCGCGACGUUACAUUCAUACUCAUUACUGUACAUAGUCACAUCCGUGUUGACACUUAAAAUAUUCGCAAAGGCAAAUCGAAAGUAUCUGGCUAGAAAUUAAGUGUUGCCGAAGUCUGCAUAAAUUAACGUGUUAGUGCAUUGAACAUGUCGACAUCUCAGACUAAAUACCCCAAAUUUCUGGAUGCAGAUUUUGAAAAAGAUAUCAGUGGGAGAAUAACACCCAGGGAUGGUCCCAUAGUGCUCCGUAACCCGCACAUAGACGACCUUGCAGAGGACGUGCUGUACCAUCUGGACCUCAGUGACAAGAAGAAUGAUCUGCCCGCAAUGUUCGGGGAUGUCAAGUUCGUGUGUUUCGGUGGCUCUCCUAAACGAAUGGAGAAGUUUGCCCACUUCAUGGUGAAGGAGCUGAAUAUCAACAUCCAGGCUGGCAUGACCCUGUCUAACAUCUCCCACGGCUCGGACAGAUACGUCCUCUACAAAGUGGGACCGGUCUUGUCUGUCAGUCACGGGAUGGGUAUACCCAGCAUGUCGAUAGUGUUCCAUGAAGUGCUCAAACUGCUGUACCAUGCAUGCUGCAAAGAUGUGAAGCUGUUUCGUUUAGGCACAAGUGGGGGUCUAGGUCUGGAGCCGGGCACGGUGGUUAUCACAGAUGCUGCAGUGGAUGGCUUACUGAGGCCAUACAUGGAAGUGGCGACCCUGGGUAUGCUGCUGCAGCACCCUGCCUUUCUGGACCGGGACCUGUGUGAGGAGCUGCAGGCUAUAGGCAGUGCAGACACUUCAUACAAUACUGUCAUUGGCAAAACGAUGUGUACAUAUGACUUCUACGAAGGUCAGGCACGCCUGGACGGAGCCUUCUGUGACUUCACUGUGGAGGACAAGUUGGCAUUUCUGAAGCGCAUCCAUGACCGUGGUGUCCUCAACAUUGAGAUGGAGUCCCUCUGCUUCGCUGCCAUGGCACACAGGGCUGCCGUGAAAAGUGCCAUCAUCUGCUGUACGAUUGUGGACCGGCUGCAGAGUGACCAGAUCUCGGCCUCCCACGAGAUGCUCGAGGACUGGCAGGGUCGCUGUCAGCAGAUUGUAGCCAAGUACAUACGCAGGCACCUCAACAUACAAUAGAUCAUCGUAGCCAAGUACAUACGCAGGCACCUCAACAUACAAUAGAUCUACCCUGGCAUCAUCAUAGCGUUUAAUCAAAGAAGAACAUAACUGCUGUCAGUUAUAAACAAGCUUGCAUUGUACUGAAUGCAAUUCAAUAUUCUGCAAGCCUUGCACACAUUUUAUUUAUUAAGAAUUUGAUGUUUAAUCUUUCUUUGAAAGGACAUAUCUUAUCACAUGUAAAUUUUGCUUUUGUGAUCAUCCUUUGUUCAUAUUUAUGUUAUUUUUGGUUUCUCGUUCAAAGUGCAUAGUCAACAUUUACCUUUUAAAAACUCUUGAAGCCACAUUUAUUCCACAAAUUUCUUGAAACUUGGUAAGACAGUUGUACAAAUACUAUCUUUUCAAAGUUUGAAACCAGGUCACAUGGUGUCAAAAUCAAGGUGACUGAAAAAACUUGUGAAAUCUCCAUUGAUGUCAUUUUUAUCCAUGGCUCAUGAAACUUGUUCAGCAUAUUUGUUGUAAUGAUAUCUUGCCAAAGUUAAAAAUGGUACUGGUCCAUUAAAUUACAUUACCGGCAUAGGGGGACUGGUCAAUUUUCCUUAUAUGGCUAUAGUAAAGCCUUGUGAAAACCUUAUAUGGCUAUGGUAAAGCCUUGUGAAAACUAUAAGUCACUUUAAUCCUCAUGAAACUUGCUCCUUUCUUCUAAUGAUAUAUUGGCUUAGUUUGAAAUGGUUGCAGUUCACACAGGUGGGCAGGGCAGUUUUCCUAAUAUGGCUAUACAGAACCUUGUGACCACUUAAAAAGUCAUUUGUUUUGGCCCCAGUCAGCAUGAAACUUUAUCAAAACAUUUGUUCUGAUGAUAUCUGAGAAAAGGGUUCCAGUUACAAAGAUACUACAUGUAGUAUGUGUUUAGACACAGUUACUAUAUGUACUGCACAAAAGCUACUUAGAACUGAACAGUUCAGAUACUUAGGUUUUAAGAGGAGCAACCUAGGGCGCUUGGCUGACUUGUUUGAGGUUCUAAGAGGAGCAACCUAGGGCCCUUGACUGACUUGUUUGGUGCAACCUAGGGCCCUUGACUGACUUGUUUGGUGCAACCUAGGGCCCUUGACUGACUUGUUUGGUGCAACCUAGGGCCCUUGGCUGACUUGUUUGGUGCAACCUAGGGCCC
Messenger RNA from Dreissena polymorpha, 2400 nucleotides. Its product is annotated as uridine phosphorylase 2-like. Gene Ontology annotation, cellular component: cytosol; cytoplasm. The record is from RefSeq and is a predicted model, not a curated record. Lineage: Eukaryota; Metazoa; Mollusca; Bivalvia; Myida; Dreissenidae. The transcript is spliced from 8 exons. Bases 279 to 1250 code for a protein of 323 amino acids. Gene Ontology annotation, molecular function: uridine phosphorylase activity. Gene Ontology annotation, biological process: nucleotide catabolic process; uridine catabolic process.